AUGAGCGCCCCUCAGGCGAACGACGCCGAGAAGAACAUCGAGAUAUGGAAGGUCAAGAAGCUCAUCAAGCGCCUCGAGGCCGCCCGCGGCAACGGCACCAGCAUGAUCUCGCUCAUCAUCCCCCCCAAGGACCAGGUUUCGCGUGCCGCGAAGAUGUUGGCUGAAGAAUUCGGUACCGCCUCCAACAUCAAGUCGCGCGUCAACCGUCUCUCUGUCCUGUCCGCCAUCACCUCGACCCAGCAGCGCCUGAAGCUCUACUCCAAGGUCCCGCCCAAUGGCCUGGUCAUCUACUGUGGUGAAAUCAUCACCCAGGAGGGCAAGGAGCGCAAGAUCAACAUCGACUUCGAGCCCUUCAAGCCCAUCAACACCUCGCUCUACCUUUGCGACAACAAGUUCCACACCGAGGCGCUGAGCGAGCUGCUGGAGUCGGACCAGAAGUUCGGCUUCAUCAUCAUGGACGGUAACGGCGCGCUGUUCGGCACGCUCAGCGGCAACACGCGCGAGAUUGUCCACAAGUUUUCCGUCGACCUGCCCAAGAAGCACGGUCGUGGUGGUCAGUCCGCUCUGCGUUUCGCCCGUCUGCGUGAGGAGAAGCGUCACAACUACGUGCGCAAGGUCGCCGAAUUGGCCGUCCAGAACUUCAUCACCAACGACAAGGUCAACGUCGCCGGCCUGAUUCUCGCCGGUUCCGCCGACUUCAAGAACGACCUGAACGCCUCCGACCUCUUCGACCAGCGUCUCCAGGCCAAGGUCAUCAAGGUCGUCGAUGUGUCCUACGGUGGUGAGAACGGCUUCAACCAGGCCAUCGAACUGGCCUCCGAGACGCUGAGCAACGUCAAGUUCAUCCAGGAGAAGAAGCUGAUCAACAGGUACUUCGAGGAGAUCAGCCAGGACAGCGGCAAGGUCUGCUACGGCAUUGAUGAUACCCUCAAGGCCAUGGAGCUCGGCGCUUGCGAAAUUCUCAUCGUCUACGAGAACCUGGAGGUCACACGCUGGACUCUGAAGGAUUCGGAGGGCGCUGAGAUCAUCCUGCACACGACCAAGCAGCAGGAGGAGGACCGUUCGCAGUUCUUGGACAAGUGUACGGGCCAGGAGAUGGAAAUCGUCGACCAGAUGCCCUUCCUCGAGUGGCUGGCCGAGAAGUACCGUGACUUCGGUGCCACGCUGGAGUUCGUCUCGGACCGUUCCAGCGAGGGUAACCAGUUCGUCAAGGGUUUCGGUGGUAUCGGUGCCAUUCUCCGCUACAAGGUCAACUUUGAGCAGCUGGCCGAUUACAGUGACGACGACGAGUUCUACGAUGAGAGCGAGGUAGCAAGUCCAGAGAUCGCUACUCCCGGCACUCUGACGGCUCCUCGCUUCGAGCGUCGCGUCGACGCUCAGGAGCCCCGGGAAGACAGCCACUUCGGCGUCCCGGCAUGCCGCUCCAGGUUGUAA
Molecule: messenger RNA, 1434 nt
Organism: Lasiodiplodia theobromae
Lineage: Eukaryota; Fungi; Ascomycota; Dothideomycetes; Botryosphaeriales; Botryosphaeriaceae
Product: Eukaryotic peptide chain release factor subunit 1
Exons: 4
Coding region: 1-1434 (477 amino acids)
Biological process (GO): cytoplasmic translational termination
Cellular component (GO): translation release factor complex; cytosol
Molecular function (GO): translation release factor activity, codon specific; sequence-specific mRNA binding
Source: RefSeq, a predicted model, not a curated record